GGGAAGUAUCCGCUGAGAGACCGCGGGUCGCGGGGCGAGGGAUAGAAACAAACAAAAAAAGCAAUUCGUCUCCGGUGACCGGUGUAAAGGGGGAGGGGCGGGGCGUCGUGACCUCUGACCCCCGCACGUGGUGCGAGGCGGCGCUGCCGGCGCUGCACGCGGAGCGGCGGCCGGAAGGAGCCAUGGAGCAGCUGCCCCUUCCCAGUGCUGCAGCAGCAGAGGAGCAAGACUGGGAAAGCGAUGACGUGACAGACAGCGAGGAGAGCGUUUAUUCUGGGCUGGAGGAUUCUGGCAGUGACAGCAGCACGGAGGAGGAGGAGGAAGAUGCCAAUGACCAGUGUGUUGAAAAGAAAGUGAAAGAUGCUUCGCACUCGGAAAAGAUGCGGGCCGGAGCAACUUCCCAGAAGAAGGAGCAAUUGCACCAUAAGAAGCGGAGUUCAAAACCUCUCUUGGUGUCGAGCGAGCCCCAGCAACUGCCCACGGAGAACGAGUACGCAGAGGACAGCUCGGAUGAGGAGGACAUCCGCAACACGGUGGGCAACAUCCCCAUGGAGUGGUACCAGGACUUCCCGCACGUGGGCUACGACCUGGAGGGUAAGAGGAUCUACAAGCCCAUCCGGAGCCUGGACGAGUUGGACAAGUUCCUGGACAAGAUGGAGAACCCCGAUUACUGGCGAACGGUCAGGGACAAGAUGACGGGGGCGGACGUGAAGCUGACGGACGAGCAGGUGGAGCUGGUGCAGCGGCUGCAGAGGGGGCAGUUCGGGGACGUCCGCUUCAACCCCUACGAGCCCGCAGUCGACUUCUUCAGCCACGAGGUCAUGAUCCACCCCGUGACGAACCGCCCGGCCGACAAGCGCAGCUUCAUCCCCUCCCUCAUCGAGAAGGAGAAGGUCUCCAAGAUGGUCCAUGCCAUCAAGAUGGGCUGGAUCCAGCCCCGCAAGCCCAAGGAGGACGUGCCUAGUUUCUACGACCUCUGGGCCCAGGAAGACCCCAACUCCGUGCUGGGGCGGCACAAAAUGCACGUGCCGGCCCCGAAGCUGCGGCUGCCGGGACACGAGGAGUCGUACAACCCCCCGCCCGAGUACUUGCUCAGCGAGGAGGAGAGGCUGGCGUGGGAGCAGCAGGAGCCGGCGGAGCGGAAGCUGAACUUCGUGCCGCAGCGGUUCGGGUGCCUGCGCGCCGUGCCCGCCUACACCCGCUUCAUCCACGAACGCUUCGAGCGCUGCCUCGACCUCUACCUGUGCCCGCGGCAGAGGAAGAUGCGGGUGAACGUGGACCCGGAGGACCUGAUCCCCAAACUGCCGAAGCCACGGGACCUGCAGCCAUUCCCCACCACCCAGGCCCUGGUCUACCGGGGGCACGGCAGCCUCGUGCGCUGCCUCAGCGUCUCCCCCAGCGGGCAGUGGCUGGUGUCAGGCUCCGACGACGGCACGGUGCGGUUCUGGGAGGUUUGCACGGCCCGGUGCAUGAAGACGCUGCCGGUGGGCGGCGCGGUGAAGAGCGUGGCCUGGAACCCCAACCCCGCCGUGUGCCUCGUGGCCGUCUGCGCGGAGCAGGCCGUGCUGCUGGUGAACCCCUGCCUGGGGGACAAGCUGCUGUACGGGGCCACGGACCAGCUGCUCGACGCCUACGUGCCCCCGGAGGAGGAGCGGCUGCAGCCCGUCCAGUGGGUCGCGGCCACGGCUGAGGAGCACGCGCGGGGCGUCCGGCUCGUCGUCCAGCACGGAAAGGCGGUGAAGCAGGUGACCUGGCACGGGAAAGGCGACUACUUCGCCAGCGUCCUGCCUGACAACGGGCACAUGCAGGUGCUGAUCCACCAGGCCAGCAAGCGCUGGAGCCAGAGCCCCUUCCGCAAGAGCAAGGGGCAGGUGCAGUGCGUGCUCUUCCACCCCACGCGCCCCUUCUUCCUCGUGGCCACGCAGCGCUUCGUGCGCGUCUACAACCUCCUCAAGCAGGAGCUGACCAAGAAGCUCACGGCCAACUGCAAGUGGGUGUCCAGCCUGGCCAUCCACCCCAGGGGUGACAACGUGAUCUGCGGCAGCUACGACAGCAAGCUGACCUGGUUCGACAUGGACCUCUCCACCAAGCCCUACAAGGUGUUGAGGCACCACAGGAAGGCGCUGAGGGCCGUGGCCUUCCACAAGCACUACCCGCUCUUCGCCUCGGGCUCGGACGACGGGACCGUCAUCGUCUGCCACGGCAUGGUCUACAACGACCUGCUCCAGAACCCGCUGCUGGUGCCCGUGAAGGUGCUGAAGGGCCACGCGCUGACCCAGGACCUGGGCGUGCUGGACGUUGCCUUCCACCCCACGCAGCCCUGGCUCUUCUCUGCGGGCGCCGACGCCACGGUCCGCCUCUACACGUAGCGCUGGGGGCACGCACGGACUGUGGGUGGUGGGGGCACAGCCCGGAGCGGGCUCUGCCGGGGGCUUCCCCAUUAAACACGGUUGGAGACAG
This is a messenger RNA of Alligator mississippiensis (American alligator), 2460 nucleotides long. RefSeq names its product BOP1 ribosomal biogenesis factor (gene BOP1). The transcript is spliced from 16 exons. NCBI's taxonomy places the organism in Eukaryota, Metazoa, Chordata, Crocodylia, Alligatoridae. Gene Ontology annotation, biological process: maturation of LSU-rRNA from tricistronic rRNA transcript (SSU-rRNA, 5.8S rRNA, LSU-rRNA); ribosome biogenesis. The record is from RefSeq and is a predicted model, not a curated record. Gene Ontology annotation, cellular component: PeBoW complex; preribosome, large subunit precursor. The coding region runs from base 183 to 2369 and encodes 728 amino acids. Gene Ontology annotation, molecular function: ribonucleoprotein complex binding; protein binding.